This is a messenger RNA of Rhizophagus irregularis DAOM 181602=DAOM 197198, 609 nucleotides long. The record is from RefSeq and is a predicted model, not a curated record. Lineage: Eukaryota; Fungi; Glomeromycota; Glomeromycetes; Glomerales; Glomeraceae.
AUGCUCUAUGAUUAUUCAAUAACUGCAUUAGUUACUGAUAAUGCUGCGAACUGUGUUAAAGCACAAGAAAUAGUUACAAGUCAAUUUCUGAACAUUAUUGACCUUCAAUAUAUCACUCAUUUCUUUAAUUUAAUAACUAAACAUAUAAUGGAACAUAAUUUAGUAAAACAAACGAUCAAAGGGGAAGAACUUAAGACAUAUUCUGAAAUACGAUGGACUUCUAUGUAUGAAGCUGCAAGUUCAGUAUCACAUUUACGAAUUGCAUUAGAACAUGUAUUAAUAAACAAUCCUGACGAAAUUACAAAUAAAAUUGUCAAACAUUAUCUUCGAAAUUCAGAUUUCUUUGCAAAUGUUAACAAGUUAACCAAAGUUUUAAAGCUAAUUAAAACCACAAUCACUUUAUUAGAGAGUGCAAGGCGAGGAUUGAAAGCAGAAUAUUGGAAAAUUAUUACUGAUAUUGCCGUUCAAAUUCACCUAAAUAAUGGUGGUAACCAAAAAUCACGCAAUCGACUUUUAGCACAAAUUUGCAAUUAUGAAUCAAAUCAUAAUCCAUAUUAUGAAAAGUUUGAUAGCAGUCUUGAAACUAUAUAUGAAACUGAAAUUGGUUAA